AUGAAGAUAUGGGAUGUUCAGUUCGUCGAGAAUGUUGUCGGGGAUGACGAAGACAUCUCCGAGGUGAGCGGUGAACUGAACCGCAGGCCAAUCUACUGCUGCGCCAGUGGACUUUCUAGGGUCAGGCGGCCCAGACUGUACUGGUGCAACGUGGAAAUGGGGGACCAUGAGAGCUUUGGGCGCGGGCACACAGCCUUGUACGACAUCAUUGAGUUCAACGAGAAGCGUGAGCCACUUGAGGAUGUGAUCGAUGCUGGAUGGGAGUGGCCCGCCGGCAAGGCUGACCCCAGCCUUUGCUUGCCCACUUUCACGAGGGCUAUCCCAAGGACAAAGCCUCCGGCAGAGCCCGCGGGGUUGAGGCUAUGUGACCAGGAAACAGUUGGGAGGUGGAAGGAUGACUUGAUGAAGUAUCCUCCUUACACCUACCAGCAGCAAUAUCUCAUGGAGUGCAAGGGUGAAGCUGAUAAGAAGCGGGUUGCCUCCGUCACGGAGCGUGAGCGUUUGAUGGGCUAUCCUGCUGGCUACACCCUUGCGUUGCACAAAAAGGACCCUACAAACACAGAGGAGGAGUUCAGGCAGCAGGUGGCGCGUGAGGCGGCCAUUGGCAACUCCUUCCAUGCUGUGAAGGUGGCGUGUCUUUUGGACCUCUGGCUUUGGACCGCUGGAGUGCGGACUGACCCCAAGGGCGCUUCAAAGAUUGUAGAGGAAUGGCACCAGAUGAUGCGCACUAGGAGGUACAACGACGAGGGCCUGAUGGAAGGAACGGAGGUGACCCAUGCAACGUCUCUGAAUGAGAAGGAGGAAGAAGACAGGCUGCUUCAAAUAGAAAAGCCGCCAGGGCUGAUGGAGUGGCUGAGGAUGAGCAGCAGGGAUGGUGAGCGUCUUCCAGACCCGAAGCUCCUGGCAGCCCGGCUGGUUCACCAGUACCUUCGCCGGGCCGAGUUUAGAGGAUCUGACGUGAGGCUAGAUCUUCAAGUAGUCUACAGACCAGAUGCGGUUGCCCGAACAACCGUGGACCCACGGAGGUGGGUCUGGAAGGUGGCUCACUCCUACAAGUGGGAUCGCCGUGAACACAUCAACGUGCUGGAAUUGCGGGCUAUUCUUCAUUCGCUGGAAUGGCGAGCCAGAUCUGCAACGUUCCACUCCUGCCGCUUUUUGCAUUUGAGCGACUCCCAGAUCUGCUUAGCAGUCCUUGCAAAGGGGAGGAGCUCAAGCCGCAAGUUGAAUCGCAUUUUGCGAAAGAUUGCCGCCCUCUGCAUCGCCUUGAACCUCUACCCUCUUUGGGCUUGGAUCGCAUCCAAGCUCAACCCAGCGGAUGAGCCGUCCAGACGCUAUGAGCCGAAGGACAAUUAA
Messenger RNA from Effrenium voratum, 1353 nucleotides. The record is from the annotation of a GenBank genome assembly. Lineage: Eukaryota; Dinophyceae; Suessiales; Symbiodiniaceae.